Mytilinidion resinicola is the source of this 1019-nucleotide messenger RNA. RefSeq lists its product as uncharacterized. Gene Ontology annotation, molecular function: ribonuclease MRP activity. NCBI's taxonomy places the organism in Eukaryota, Fungi, Ascomycota, Dothideomycetes, Mytilinidiales, Mytilinidiaceae. The transcript has 3 exons. Gene Ontology annotation, cellular component: ribonuclease MRP complex; nucleolar ribonuclease P complex; cytosol. The coding region runs from base 243 to 1019 and encodes 258 amino acids. The record is from RefSeq and is a predicted model, not a curated record. Gene Ontology annotation, biological process: nuclear-transcribed mRNA catabolic process, RNase MRP-dependent; rRNA processing; intronic box C/D snoRNA processing.
CUACAAGACCACGAAGUGAGGCCAGAGCGGCAUCAACCGCGUCUUGUCUCGUCCAGGCCCUCUCACUUCGUUCUUCAUUCCAAAUAGUCCUCAGGCCGGGUCUAUGUGCUCGCGGAAAUUGCUGCUACCUAGGUACAUACGCAAACUCAGGAGGGCAGCAGCGCAGCUUCACGGCCGUGUACGACACCACUAUCUCGGACUUUCUCCUCCAAUCAGCCUCGCCGCAGAGCCUUGUCCCCGCUAUGGCACCCCCAGGCGCAGGCGCGUCAAAGAAGGGCCAGAAACAAGUAUUCAAGCUUGACUCCCCCUUCACUGAAACCACCAUGCCUCCUAUCGCCGAUAACGACAAGGACAUUAUUCUCGACAUGCUGUGCAACCUCCUCACCCCCAUCGGCCGCCACCGCACCGCCCACAUCCUUCCAUCCAAAGGUCGUUCUAAUCGCAACCUCAAGCGCAAACGCGCCGCCCAAGUCCCACCAUCCCCACCAUCCCAACAACCACCACCACCGCCUCCUCCCGCACCCACCCUCUCAGCCCACCUCACAAUCGGCCUAAACGCCACAACCCGGCACCUAGAAGCCCUCGCCGCCCAGCCCACCCCCUCUCCAACACCGCCAGCAACAUCACCAGAAGCCGGAAAGCCAGCUCCAACACGCGCACUCGCCCUGGUCCUGAUACCGCAUCCGAACCCCGCUCGCUCGCUCAUCCACGCGCACAUCCCGACGCUUGUGGCGCUUGCUUCAGUCCAAGGCGAUCAACUGGCUAAAGGGACCACAGAGCGGCAACCUACUCGCCUCGUGGCGCUACCGUCGUCGAGCGAAGCACGGCUCGCGAGCGCGCUGCACCUCCCGCGGCUCAGUGCGCUUGGGAUACUGGAGGGUGCGCCGGGGGCGGAUGCGCUGGUGGAAUUUGUGCGAGAGAAGGUGGGAUGCGUAGAGGUAGGGUGGCUAGGAGAGGCGGGGUUAGAAGGGAACGGGGAGAAUGGGGGGUGGAGAGGGAUAACAGGUAGAGUCGGGUAA